UAACUUUCUGCAUCGACACAGAGUGAUCACAGCUGCCCAGAGACCCACUGAUUCUGUCAAAGAUUUAAGAAAAGUUAGAAAGACGUAGAGGACAGAUCUGUUUCUACAGUUAACAGACAAGAACCAAUCAGAGAUGGAGCUACUGACAACCGCUGUCGUCAUCUUCCUUCUUACAACAGCCUGCGCUAAGCCGAUUGUUCAGCAUCGGUAUUAUGAUGCUGACAUCUCUGAUGAUGACUGGAAACAGGAAUCACCGGACAGGCACGACUUGCUGUCUUGGCAGCCUAAUGAAUCUUUCAGCUUUGAAGACUCUUCCUCACAGUCACAGGAAUCUUCAGAGCAACAGGAAUCUUUAGAGUCACACGAAUCUUCAGAGUCACACGAAUCUUCAGAGUCACACGAAUCUUCAGAGAGUUCAGAAAGUCAGUCUUCAGAAGAGUCCAGUGAGGAAAUUAAAUUCACUGAUCAGCCCACAACGGUCAUGACUACCACUGCCAUGACAACCACCACGACAGGAGGAGUUAGCGAUCUUACCCUGGGACCAGGCCCAGUGAGCACAGAUGGGCCAAAUGUGACGCCCCCGGCAGCAACAACGACCACACCUAACGUCACAUCCAACGUCACAUCCAACGUCACGCCCGAUGUCACACCUGAUGUCACACCCAACAUCACACCUGAUGUUACACCCAACGUCACAUCCAACAAUGUGACUCAUUGUGUUACUGUGGAGAUCCCGACAGCAGCUCCCAUAACAGAAAAAAGAGGAGACAACUAAGCAACUGUUCACCGACUGCAAUCAACAACCAACAAAGUCCAUCAAUUCAAAAAGCAAAAAGAUGAAUAUAUUGUUACAUUGUAACAAGUACAGAUAUUCAAUAAGGUCUAACCUAUCACAUUCCGCAGCAUAAGUUUCUGCUGUCCCAUCACACAUAUGCCACCAGCUAGGCUGUGCCUUGCAUUAUUUCCAAAUCAGAAUGUGCCGGUUACUCCAGUAAUGGACAAAGAUAGGCGACAGGAAAUCUUCGGCUCCACAGAUAUGGUUUCAUCCCAACCAGCAGCUCCACCCGAACAUCCCUCAGAAAAUAUCUCUGCAACUAAAAUGCAAAUCAUGGUCUAGUUUAACAAGCAGCCAACACCUAACCAACACUAACCUAAAGACGGAAAGUUCAAAUGUGUAGAUAUAAUGUGUAUCAAUUACAGGAUAAAUAAUGAGCUUCUAGAAAGAACCGUUUUUAGGAAGUCCGUUUUAAGUAUGGGUCAUACAUAUUUCAGUAGCCUACACCAGGGACCAAACUUCUUGUGUUAAAGCUGAUAUUUUCUUACAUGUUUGUCAUUUUUUUUAUUUCUGUUGAUACAAGUAUCUUCUAAGAUUGUGAAUAAAACAUUCAAGGUGUUAAAAACUCUCUCAGCUGAUUCACAGGUUCAGUUUUUACACCCGAUGCUUCGAUUUUCCUGUGUCUACUGAUAGUCAUUAUUAAAUGCUGUGUUUUACAUAUUGUUUUUCAGAUAGACUCUUUCAUUGUUACAUUGUUUCAGGUUUUUGUUUCUUUUUCUUGUUGUCUGAUAUGACGUGCAGUGUUUUAGCUGCGAAGACCUACCACUCAUGGUAACAGAACAUGAACAAAACUCUGCUGUGUUUAUCUUUGAGUAUUAACUGGUUGGGAAAGUAUGGAAAGGAUACUUUUGGGGUUUUCUUCCAGUGUGCCAAAAAUAGUUGAAUUGUUGGUGCUUCUACAUGGAUGUACUCCUGAAAUAGUGCUUAAAGUAUUUAUUUAGAUUUUUUUUAGUGUUACAAAAGGAUUUUCUGAGUUGCACCUGCAGCACAAGCUUGUUAAAACGAGUAGAUGAUAGUAGAUGAUUGUCGCUACAUGUAUUGCAUCGUAAGACACAAUAAGAGUCGACCUUCUGCAUGAAGCAUCCUGAGCAUGCAUCCCACAGCAGUGUGUUUAUAGGCUGUGGUGGGUGCAUCCUGUUUGUCUUGUUAGCUCUCGUCUGUUGUCUGUGCACGCUGAAUAAAACUGAGUUAUUGCCACAGUGGGUUGCUGUAAUUAUGGUUGGUGAAUUCAUCUUUUCCCAAAUUAAACAUGGCUUUGAAGACUUGACAAUACCUUAAUGUUGUCGCUGUGUUUCUGCUUGAACAUGUGUUUUGCUUUAUUUUGUUGAACUGGAUCCGAUGUGCGUAACUGAAUGUGUUGUAUAACAGUAUUGUUUUGUCUUCUAAUAAAAAAUAAAGUAUUGAAAUUA
Messenger RNA from Larimichthys crocea (large yellow croaker), 2244 nucleotides. RefSeq names its product myb-like protein J. The record is from RefSeq and is a predicted model, not a curated record. The transcript has 3 exons. Bases 134 to 775 code for a protein of 213 amino acids. Lineage: Eukaryota; Metazoa; Chordata; Actinopteri; Sciaenidae.